Sitophilus oryzae (rice weevil) is the source of this 3888-nucleotide messenger RNA. RefSeq names its product ATPase family AAA domain-containing protein 5 (gene elg1). Lineage: Eukaryota; Metazoa; Arthropoda; Insecta; Coleoptera; Curculionidae. The coding region runs from base 136 to 3834 and encodes 1232 amino acids. Gene Ontology annotation, molecular function: ATP hydrolysis activity; DNA binding; ATP binding. The transcript has 5 exons. The record is from RefSeq and is a predicted model, not a curated record. Gene Ontology annotation, cellular component: nucleus.
CCUCACAAAUGUAUCAAAUUUUGGCGCCUGAUGAGAUUUGUAUUUUGUAUUUUACAUAAUGUAUUUUAGGUAGUAUUCUUUAAUAAAAUAAAUUAUUCUUAAGAAAAGUAAGAAAUACAAAUAUUAAACUUAAGAAUGAAGAAUAUAAGAGAUUAUUUUACGAGCCCAGAAAAGUCUACAGAAUCUUCAGAAUCUAAGAAAAUUUCUAAAGAUAAAAAUGUAAACAUUGUAACAAGUAGUCAACAAUCAAACGAAGAAAAUAAUAUUGAGCAGAGUAAUGCUGGUAAAAAAGCUUGUAAAAGAAAAAAAAGGAGGAAAGUCAGCGAUCCACUUGUAAGAGAUGUUACGCAAUUAUUCUCACAUAAUUUAUCUCUAGUUUCACCAAAUAAUAGUAAUGAAGAAUUAAGCAGUACAUCUCUUUUACCGGAAUCUAAUGACACCAAUAAUUUGAUAAGUGAAGACAGUAAAAUUAUUGAUUCAAGUGAAAAAGAAAGAAUACCUAAAGAAGAGCAAUCUAUCAAUGCUUUUCAAUUUCUAAUGAAUAGUCGAAAUAAUGUGAUUGGUCAAAAUUCUAAAGGUAAAAUAAUUCCUAUGACUGCUUCUCCUACUAAAGAGAAAUGUGAAAAUCUGCUUUUGCGAAAGAAAUUGUUUAAAGAAUGGGCUGAUGAAAAGGGCGCUACGAAACGUAAAAGAGAAGAGGAGGAAGUUGAACAUUGUAUAAAUCAUAAAUUGAAAAAAAGGGCUAAAAGAUUAAAAAAUAUGUUACAAAUUACCAAUAAUUCUAAUAAUGAUAUAGAAAAUCAUCAUAGUAAGGUUUACCAAAAGAAAGUUAAAAAGAUUAGCUCAUCUGAAUCAGAAAAUAGUAAUGAUAGCAGUAUGUUAAUUACGAAUAGCAAAGUAAGCAAUUUGACUGGUAUUAAUGAAGGAAAUAUUAACAUAAACAUAAAGUGUAAAACUAUAAAUCAAAACAGUUUAACAGAUUUUGUAGACGUUGUAAAAAAAGAUGGAAAAAUUGACAUAUUUGAUGAACCUAUAGGAUGUUCAAGUUCUGGCCAAAAAAAUAUUAUUAAAAUUAAAAUGUUUACACCUGACAGUACGAAAAAGAGAAAGUCCUUAUGCUCUUCAAAGAAAACUAUAUUAGAAGAAGAAUCACAAAAAAAUUCUAAACAACAAGAUUGCAAUAAGUCACUUUCUAGUAAGGUCACUAGAAAGACUAAAUCCAAAGAAACAGUAUCUGUAACAGCUGAAAAUAUUUCUUUAAAUUCAAGUGAAAAUAAAUUUAAAAAAGGAAAACAUACAGAAAAAGAUCAACUAAAAACUGAGACCUCAGAGAGAAAAUUGAGGUCCGCUAGAUAUGCAGUGAAUUACUGUGAAUUACCAGAUAAAACUAACAGUCAAAGAAAAUCUGAUUUAGUAAAUGGAAAAAUUAAAACUUUAGUUAAGAGUACACCAAGGAAGAUUAAUUUGCAAAGACAAAAAAGGGAAUCACUUACAAAAACAAAUAAUGUAAAGGAUAUAAGGACGACUGAUUCUGAUAAUGAAAUUAAGAUAUUGUCAGAUAGCGAUUGUGAGACAUUAUCAACAAAAGUCACUAAAUUAGCUCCGGUCUUUCUAAAGGUGGUCCCAAAGCCAAAGGCAGAUCCUGAAACUGUUGAAGCACGAAAACAAUUUUUAAUGAGUGGCGUUCCUGAUUCUUUAAAAAAAGCCCCUAAAAAGGAAAUAAAUAUGUUAGAAAUUGAAUAUGAUAUUUUUCCUAGAGUAAGCCACAUCCAACAAAAAUGUGAUCAUUCAUUUUGGAGAUUAUCUAAACCAUUAUUAAAGUUAUCAGAAUACUCUGCAUUUGAUAAUUCCUAUAGAUUUAAUUGCCAAGAUCUGAUAACAAAAAAUGAUUUUCCCAAAUUAAGUUUUUCAAUCACAUCUGGCACUAAACCGAAUUUGAAAAAAAUCUUGAAUAAAAUUAAACUAGAGAAUUCAGACUAUCCUGUUUAUAAAGUAUUUAGAUACAUCAAUGAAAAAAAUAGAAAUACUCCUUUAUAUAAAUCAACAGGACAUGGAUCUUCUAAAAAAUCUAAACAGAAACUUAAAAGAAGUAGUAAAAAUAAUAUUGACCAGGACACUAAAAUAGUUUUACAGGAUGUCGAGGACAAACUAUGGACAGAGAAAUAUAAGCCAAACUCCUCAGAAGAGAUUCUAGGAAAUCACACAGGAAUUACUAGUUUAAGAAAAUGGUUAGAAAUAUGGAUGAAUUACAGUGAUGAAAUAAAUGCCAAAGCAAAAAAGAAAAAUGGUUAUAAUAGUGAAUCAGAUUUUGAAUCAACAGACUGUGACAGCAGAGAUAGCACAAGAUUACCUGGCAAUGUGGUCGUGCUUGUGGGCCCAUGUGGAAGUGGUAAAACAACUGCCGUUUUUAGUAUCGCAGCUGAAUUAGGAUUUAAUGUUUUGGAAGUUAAUGCAUCUAGCAAACGUACAGGAAAGAGGUUACUGCAAGAACUACGUGAAGCCACCCAGUCCCAUCAAGUAAGAAAGAGUUCAAAAAAUGCUUUAGCAGGCUUUGUGAAUGCUGAUAAUGAAUCAAAGUCAAAAACCAAAAAAACAAAUGGAUUAUCUAAUGAUGAAAAAGAUGAUUCAAAGAAAAUGUGUAUUCUUUUGGUAGAAGACAUUGACUUGGUUUUUGAUCAGGAUGAAGGAUUCUUAAAUUCUUUAGGUCAACUUAUAACAACAAGCAAGAGGCCAAUCAUUUUAACCACUACAGACAGCGGGCCAGAACAUGUGCAAAGGUUUUUAAGUCAGUAUGAGAGUAUUUCUUUUAUGCCACUAUACAAGGAAGUUUUGGGAGUUUGGUUGCAAAUUGUGUGCCUCGUGGAAGGGAUAUUAUUGGAUAAAAAUGAUGUGGGAAAUUUUCUGGAUUAUAAUAAUGGCGAUAUUAGAAAGACACUAUUGUCCCUUCAGUAUUGGUGUCAGUCUGGUGGUCAACUUGACAGAAAUUCUGUUUUUACUAAUAACUCAACAUUUGGAAAUGACUUAAAAAUUCAGGAUGAUGAAAUUAAUUUAGAUGCUGGCAACGAUGACGAUGAGAAUGGGUUUGUUCAUUCACAAUGUCUUGGGAGUUUUGAAAUUUUCAAACAAAAUAAACAAUUUAAAAUACCGUACUUAUUUGACCUUGGAAAAAUAUGGUGGAAUGUACCAAAUAUUUUUAAUUUUAAUCUGUAUUCAGAAAGGCUUCACAGAGAUGAACCAGACUGUGAAGAAGUUAGUAAAAAAGAGACUGCGAAUGACUCUUCAGAAACACAAAUUAAUAUACCUUUACUUUUAAAUCUGUAUGACUCAUGUGUUUUAACUGAUGAACUAUAUAACGCUGCACAUUAUUGUACUAAAGGACCCCUGGAAAAUACCUGGUAUCAUACUGUAAAAGACUCUUUAGAAUUGACUGAUAGAAAAGAAGAUAUCCAUGAAUCUGUUGACUUAAUACAUGACAUGACACACACUUUAAUAAACAGUUAUAUUGAAGAAUAUCAAGUAAGGUACAAUUCAAAUUAUGGAAUAAGUGCUGCAGUACCUACUACACUAGAAAGAAGGUGGAGAGGUAAACAGCAUGCGUGUGAAAACUUUUUAAAGCAGAUGGUGCCUUCAUGUAAUGUAUUAGAUCGUCAGGCAGUGGCUUUAGACUACUUACCGAAUUUACGACACGUGGCUCGUACAGAAGAACUGAGAUCAUCCACAAAUACAAAAAGGAGAAAUAGAUUUAGGCAUUACUUACAAGAUUUUGAUAUAGAUUUUAAUAGUAAUAGAAUAAAAUCGUGUUGUAAUGUAUUAGCAUUAAAGAAGCAAUUGUAACCUUAUUUCUUUAUACAUUUAAUUUUUAUUUAUAAUAUAUUGGUUUUUAAGAAA